Fusarium tjaetaba is the source of this 720-nucleotide messenger RNA. RefSeq lists its product as uncharacterized. The transcript has 3 exons. Lineage: Eukaryota; Fungi; Ascomycota; Sordariomycetes; Hypocreales; Nectriaceae. The record is from RefSeq and is a predicted model, not a curated record. Bases 1 to 720 code for a protein of 239 amino acids.
AUGCAUUUGGCGCUUCUCUUGUCCCUGGCCUUUGGGCUUGAGUCUGUAGUUGCUGGCCCUUGCAAGCCAAACUCUUCCACCAUUGCUACUACUGCUACCAACACAGAAAGUCUGGGACUAUCUUUGACAUUAUCGACAGAUACCACGAAAGCGACCGAGCAGUCAGACUCGAUGACAACAACCACUCUCGCGAUUUCUGAGUCCACUUUCUCUCCAACCAUCAGCUUUUCAGAGCCAUUAUCGGAUACAACGGCGUUGAGAGAGCAGACAGAGUUGACAGAGGCAACGACGAUCGCAAUCUCCGAGUCCACCUCCGUAGCUCAUUCUGGGUCUACUACCUCGGUCACAUGUACAGCAGUGUCUGGGCCAUCUAUCUCAAUAUCAGGUGAGUUGACAUCUUCGAUUGAUGCUUCAGUGACAACGACAGAGUCUACUGGAACUACAGAGCCUACCACGGCUGCAAAGUCUACCACUGACUCCGCGGCAUCUUCGACGCAGAUCUCUACUGAUACAACACUGGACGCAACAACGACAACUUCCACCGAAUCACCAACUUCCACCACGAUUAUUGACGAAGUCUCUACGACAACCGCUCUCCUGCCUAUCCCGAGUCUGUUCACGCUGACUGCUCAAGGUGGCCCAGCAGAUGGCCAAGUUAUACGUGGAAAUGGCCUGCCAGAGUACUCUGUGGAUAGGUGCUUUCUUAACUCGGCCAACUAA